GCGCCGACGACGCGGAACGCGCCUCCCUCCCUUCUUUCUCUGGCGGACUAGAUUGAGGCACCAUGUCGAAGGCUCUCCAAGCACGGUCUCAGAUGAUUCGCCUAGUGGUAGGGGCCGGGAAGGCGGCUCCGACUCCGCCAGUUGGUCCCGCGCUCGGUGCCAAGGGUGUCAAGUCCAUGGAUUUUUGCAAAGAGUUCAACGCACGGACAGCGCACUUCGAGGUUGGCGUCCCCGUCCCCACGGUCGUGAACGUCAAUCCGGACCGCACAUUCACCUUCACCACGAACACCCCCCACGUCUCUUACUUCAUCAAGAAGACGACAGGCAUUGACAAGGGUACCGGGCGCCCAGGGCACGAUAUACUAGCGACAAUGUCCUUGAAGCAUGUGUACGAGAUAGCCAAGAUCAAGGCCACUGACGAGCACAUGCGCCACCUGAGCCUCGAGUCCAUCGCGAGGAUGGUCGUCGGCUCUGCGCGCAGCUGUGGGGUCCAAGUAGUUCCUUGAUCUAGCUCUGCCUCUUCAUCUCGGGUACCACGUCCGUGAGCCAGUCCGAUAGCCACAGUAGCUCGCGCCUGCGGCCCGAGUGCAUCCUCUCGCGAACCAUGGCGCUUGUGGGAAUCUAGACGGCGGCGUCGGCUACGCGUAGCCCUAACGUUACGACGUUUGGUAUGCACAUCCUGGUAAAGUCCCUUGCGCGGCACGAAUUAGAGUUUACCCUCCUUUGACAAUCAAAUGUGCCACGUUCCUCCCCUCCUCCUAAAGGUACCGACCGAGCGUUCCGCGCCUCCUGGGUCGACUUCGCCUUUACCGUCACAAAAGGCUCGAUGAGCUGCCUUCCUCGACGUCUCGCUUUUGACUAUUGCGCAUCAUCCCUCGCCGCCUUCCUCCCUCCAGGGUUCCCAACUUCCCCUCC
This is a messenger RNA of Schizophyllum commune H4-8, 915 nucleotides long. RefSeq names its product mitochondrial 54S ribosomal protein YmL19. The record is from RefSeq and is a predicted model, not a curated record. The coding region runs from base 63 to 506 and encodes 147 amino acids. Gene Ontology annotation, molecular function: large ribosomal subunit rRNA binding; structural constituent of ribosome. Gene Ontology annotation, biological process: translation. The transcript is spliced from 5 exons. Gene Ontology annotation, cellular component: mitochondrial large ribosomal subunit; ribosome. NCBI's taxonomy places the organism in Eukaryota, Fungi, Basidiomycota, Agaricomycetes, Agaricales, Schizophyllaceae.